AUGGAGUACUCUGGCCCUGCCUCCAUAUCCGCCGUUGAAGCCGAUCUUGCUCUCAGUGACGAUGAGGACAUCACAGACCAACACUGGCCCCCAAUAGAUUUAAAUACGCAGUGUUUUGGCCCCACCCCCUGGCAGCCUCAAGUUGAUGUCCCCCCCUCUGCCACCCAGCCCUCCACCUCCACCAAGCGGCCCAUGGAUCAGACUUCGAACACUAGCGACUCGUCAUCUCCCGCUCCCAAGUCAUCGCGGCACAUCGAGCCUCCUCAUCCCACGGCUCCUAUCUCUUCCCCUUCCAGCUAUGAUCCUCACAAUUCAUCCCGCACUCACGACUCCCGCACCUGCCCACACAGCACCCCCUCUCAGCCCACCUCCGCUGAUGGUGCUUCUACGUCAAAGCAGCCUUCACUGUCCACUGCAGACACAUCAGUCAACCAGGAGUCAACGUGUGGCAUGGCUGUGCGAGCCGCUCCCCCGCUGCCGUCUCAGUUGUCAACGCGUUGCCUCCCGCUCUUCACACCUCCCGUCAAGCACCACCACCACGGCCGCGGGCCGGCGCCACCUCCCAUUCUUCAGCCACUACCACGCCUGAGUCGCCACAAGUUACCGCUCUUCGUGAAGCUGUCGCAAAGUUGA
Molecule: messenger RNA, 633 nt
Organism: Eriocheir sinensis (Chinese mitten crab)
Lineage: Eukaryota; Metazoa; Arthropoda; Malacostraca; Decapoda; Varunidae
Exons: 2
Coding region: 1-633 (210 amino acids)
Source: RefSeq, a predicted model, not a curated record